AAUUUGUAUAACAAAAAAAAUGACUUGUAUUUAGCCCAAAAAGAUCAACCAGGUAUCUCCUAAAGGUUACCAAAAAAACUGUACUAGAUGUCAAACGGAAGAAGGUGAAGAACAGAAAAUGGUGUUCAGAAACCCCGAGUUCUGGCGAUUCUUCAUCAAAGAAGCUUCCAAUUCAUCAAUGGCGUUACUCAAGUUCUUCUGCAUCGUCCAUGUCACUCGUACCUACGUUCUCGAUGUUGCCAGGAUUCCUGGUGCAAGUAUGCUUCCAACCUUUAAUAUUACUGGGAAUAAUUUAGCUCUAAUCGAUCGAAUUUCGCCUCGAUUUAGCAAUGUUGCUGUUGGAGAUGUUGUCGUUGUUUGUUCGCCUGAAAACCCUAGAAAAGUCAUCACUAAACGAUUGGUCGGAGUUGAGAAUGAUCGUGUUACGUAUCUUGUUGAUCCUAAGCACAAUGAUGAAUCUAACACCGUUGUGGUGCCAAAGGGGCAUCUAUGGGUGCAAGGAGAUAACAUAUAUGAUUCAAGAGAUUCAAGACACUUUGGCCCCGUUCCUUAUGGUCUUCUCUAUGGAAAAGUAUUUUGGAAAAUUUGGCCGAUGAAAGAUUUUGGACCAUUGUGAUUGGUUCCUACAACCCAAAGAAAGUUUCUGCUGAAGAAAAUUGUCAACUUUUUGUUUACUGGAUCUAACUCAUGAGCUCUUUGACAAAACACAAGUAUGCCUCAUGGUCUGGCGGGGAAACUUGGCUGACAGUGAUCGGCAAUAUGCACAGAAUUUAGGACAGGAUGUAAAUGCAUAAGUUGUUGCAUUAUUUUUUUACACAAAAAAAAUUCGCUAAUAAUUUUUUAGUUGUAUUGGUACAGUAGCAGGGCACAAUUUUGAGAUGCAGAUAUUUGUAAAUGCCUUAUCUUGGUAUUACUCUGUAUUAUUCUUGCUCAGUUCCCAGUGGUAUUCGUUGCAUGGGGAAGUUCUUCGUAGCACUAGUGCAAUUAGUCAUUUUGGUGAAUGUGACCAACUUAUGGUAGAGUACACCUGUUGGCCAGCUCCCUCCCUUGUCCAUUGGUUUGACGAUCUUAUGGUAGAGUACCGGGUGCAUCACUGAGGCUUACAUCGCUGCUCAUUGAUCACAUAAAUUUCCGGUUGAGCAGUCUUCUACAUAGAAUGGCUCCUAAAGUUAUUGUAAACAGCGGAUGUCAUUGUGAGAAUUUCACACAUUUUGACGCUUGAUCAUAUUUCUCGAGAUACGUAGUACUUUUUGUGGUAAAUUCACAUAGAUUUAGGCAUGUAAAACACAGUUUCAAAUACCAAGUUAUGUUGUGAAUUUGCACUUUCAUAAAUACAUUAAUGAUAAUAGUAGUAAAAUCAUUACUUUUA
Messenger RNA from Chenopodium quinoa (quinoa), 1369 nucleotides. Its product is annotated as mitochondrial inner membrane protease subunit 1-like. Gene Ontology annotation, cellular component: membrane; mitochondrial inner membrane peptidase complex. Lineage: Eukaryota; Viridiplantae; Streptophyta; Magnoliopsida; Caryophyllales; Amaranthaceae. The transcript has 5 exons. The coding region runs from base 119 to 616 and encodes 165 amino acids. The record is from RefSeq and is a predicted model, not a curated record. Gene Ontology annotation, molecular function: serine-type endopeptidase activity.